AUGACAAAUUCACAUAAUUCAUCAGAAAUUGAACGACUCAAAGCUGAAAUUCAUCAAGAAGAACAAAUAAAAUUAUCGCUUGAACAAUCAUGUCAUGAAUUACAAAAUACAGCUGCUGAAUUAGAAAAACGAUUAAAAAUGAUUGAUGAAGAAAUGAGUACUCAUAUUGAUAUAGGUGGAAAAAUAGAAGGCAAUGAAUGGAAAACACGUUUUGAAAAUCAAGAAGAAAUUAAUCGUCAUUUAGCAAGACAAAUUAUUUUACUUGAAAAAAAUAUUGAUCAAGCAAAAGAAGAACAAAAAACUGCAAAAACACGUGCAUCAAAAGCAGAUCCGAAUGAAGUUAGUCAAGAAGUGUUAAGUGUUGUUGAAAAUGAAAAAAAGAAUUUAUCGAGUCAAUUACGUGACUACGAAUGGCGAUUAGAACAAGAAAAUAAGGCUUAUCACAAAGCAAAUGAAGAACGAAAAAUCUUGACAAAUGAGAUUACUGAUGUUCGAAAUGCAAUUUCAGUUAUGAAAGAACGAUCUCAAACAACAGAAUAUACCAAAACUGAACGAAAUGGACAAUUAACUAAUCGAGAACUUAAUGAUAAUAUUCCUAUGGAUAAACGUGUUAUCGAUCCAAGAAAAGGUCCAAUUAAUCGAAAUGCAGCGACACGUUCACUACCAAAAUUGACUAAACAAUAA
Molecule: messenger RNA, 684 nt
Organism: Rotaria sp. Silwood2
Lineage: Eukaryota; Metazoa; Rotifera; Eurotatoria; Philodinida; Philodinidae
Source: the annotation of a GenBank genome assembly